AUUCCGAUCUGGCCCGUCGAAGUGAGUGGAUGCAAGGUGGCGUGUGCUCUUUGUGGACUGAAUUUUGUUCUAUUGAAAAAGCAUCUCAAAUAAAUCCCACUGGCGACCAAACCAACGCGGAUGGGACUGACGCUCUUGUUUAGCUGAUUUUGUGUAGAUUUGGCUUUUGAGAGAAAGGUGUAGAGUGUGGUGUGCUAGUGAAAAAAGACGCCAUUUUGUAAUGACGAUGAAUUUGUGAAGCAGUUGCUCGUGCGCCCACGAGGUGUGUUUGUGUUGGUGACGUCUUGCGGGCAAAUUUCAAGAGUGUAUACGUGUGAAUGUGUGUGUGUGUGUAGCUUCGAAUAAUAGGGGAGAAAAUGCCGCAAUGGCGGUGGAAGAUUUCGGAAGAACAUUCGAGUGAUUGUGUUGUUGGACUCUAGUGGGCUUUAUGCUUUGUUGUAAAAAAAGCGAAGUUGCUCCGUACCGAAGGUUCAAUGAUCGUGCAACGCGAUUAAUUCUCCGUCUGAGCAUCCAAGCUGCGCCUAGCACUGCCUCCCUUCGUCGUAUCGUCGUAAUUUUAACUGUUCAGCUUGUGUUAUCAUCCCUGCCGCGACAUCCAAACAAUCAUCCAAACUGGCAAAAGUAAUUCGCGACACGACGGCUCAUGAGUAGCAUUCGGUCCAGUGAGCGAGAUCGUAUUACUGUGAAGAUUCAUAACAUGAAACGUAGCGCAUCGCGCGAAUCUCCACCCAGAUCAAAGCGACGCAGCAGUAUUGGACGCUACGACGACAGUUCGGACGAAAGAGUAACCCCCGACAGAAUGCGACGACGUGUGGCCCGUUCGCCAAGCCCGAGGGCUCGCUACGCUUCCCCGCACCGUGACGAGUACAGCUCGUCGCGCAGCCGUGCCGACAUCGGUAGCAGCGGCGGCGGCAGCGAGAGAUACUCCUACAAGGUGCUGUGCGUGAGCGCCCUGCACCCGAAAGCGUCGGAAGAAUUCAUCAAGGAGACGCUGUACCGCGAGUACAAGAAGUUUGGCGAUUUCAGCAUUCGCAUUUCGCACGACCUGGACGAGCGGCUGGCGUACGUGUGCUUCCGCACGCCGGAGGAUGCCCGCGAGGCAAAGCACGCCAAGUCGCGCAUCAUUCUGCACGACAAGGUGGCGCUGGUGGAGCCGGUGUAUGAGUCGUCCAAGUCGGAAUCGUACCGGCGGCCGCGUUCGGCCUCGCCUCCCGAGUACGACCGCCAUUACUACGCGCGUUCGCCGGGAGUGCCGCCGCCCGACCGUCGCCGGCCGCCGGAGCAUCACCCGUACGACGGGUACGGGCCGCCACCGGGUGGCCGGAUGCAUCAUCCCGAUUUCAGACCGCCCAUGCACCACGACUACUUGCCCCGCGGGCCGCCCAUGCACCAUCACGGUCCGCCCCACAUGCAUCCCGGACCGCCACACCAUCACUACAUGCCCCGGCCGUACAUGCCGAGACCACGGGCACCGUUCGAGAAGCAGGAGAACAAGAAGGACAAGUUCCCGAACUACCUGCACCACAUCCAGCCGGAAGAUGAUCCGCUGGCAACACGCACGCUGUUCGCGGGCAAUUUGGAGAUCAACAUCUCGGACGACGAGCUUCGUCGUAUCUUCGGCAAGUACGGUCUGGUCGAGGACAUCGACAUUAAGCGGCCGGCUCCGGGCACCGGCAAUGCGUUCGCGUUCGUGCGCUACCAAACGCUGGACAUGGCGCACCGCGCGAAGGUCGAGCUUUCCGGCCAGUAUAUUGGCAAAUUCCAGUGCAAGAUCGGGUACGGCAAGGCAACGCCGACCACGCGCAUCUGGGUGGGUGGGCUGGGCGCCUGGACGUCGGUUACGCAGCUCGAGCGCGAGUUCGACCGUUUCGGAGCGAUCAAGAAGAUCGAGUACGCGAAGGGCGACACGCAGGCAUUCAUUUUGUACGAUUCGAUCGAUGCGGCGACCGCUGCGGUAAAGGAGAUGCGUGGCUUCGCUUUGGGCGGUCCCGAUCGCCGCAUUCGCAUCGAUUUCGCUGACAAUGGAACGGUCCCACCGUUCGCGAAGCGCCCGUUCGAGGAGGGUGGCGGAGAGUAUCGGCGCGUGCCGGAGUACGAGUAUCCGGAUGGUGCGCCGCCGUAUGAUGAUGGAGCGCCUGGGUAUGGGGGCGGCGGCUACGGUGCCCGUUCGUUCCGCGGUCGGGGCAGCGGUGGAAGUGGAAGUGGCUAUCGGGGACGCGGUGGUGGCAGCUUCCGCGGUGGUUUCCACCACGAUGGGCACCGGCCGGCCGGAGCUGGCGGACCGCCGCAUCACGGACCGGGUGGCGAGGAGGAGUGGCGACGUCCACCGGGCGGCGGCGGUGGUGAGCCGGGCGAAUAUGAUCAACGCCGUCGGUCCGGCUCACGCGAGCCGGGCGGUAUCGAUCGGUCCCGGUCGCGCUCACCACGCAGACGCAGCCCGGCGGAUUCGGAUUCCGACUCGUCGACACGCCGCAAUGGUGUGCUGACGUCGGCCCGCACACUUUCCGAGGUGGCGCGCAAAUCGAGCACCGUCUGGCAGGGCGCACUGAUCCUGAAGAGUUCCCUUUUCCCGGCCAAAUUCCAUCUCACCGAUGGCGAUGCCGAUAUCGUCGACGAGCUAAUGAAGGACGAGGAUGGCAAGCACCAUUUGCGCAUCACGCAACGUUUGCGCCUCGAUCAGCCGAAGCUGGAGGAUGUGCAGAAAAGAAUUUCCACCUCGUCGUCGCAUGCCAUCUUCCUCGGGCUGCCGGGCUCGAACCCGGCCGUGUCGUCAUCGGACGAUGCAAGCGUACAGACUCGCCCGCUGCGCAAUCUGGUGACCUACCUGAAGCAGAAGGAAGCCGCCGGGGUAAUUUCGCUGCUGAACAAGGAAACGGAAGCGACCGGCGUGCUGUACACGUUCCCGCCGUGUGAAUUCUCCACCGAGCUGCUUAAACGCACCUGCCACACGCUGACGGAGGAGGGACUUAAGGAGGAUCACCUAGUGAUCGUGGUUGUGCGGGGCGGGACUGCCUAGGAGCGGGAGGAAGAGGCCGAUGAUCGGGAGUUAGAGGUACGGAAGAAGAAAAGUAAGAAGUCAGCAAGUAAAACUAGCAAGUCGGAUAAACCAUCAUCAUCUACCGACUAAAACGCAAACGACGGGCAGACCUCUGAAUUCAUCGGUGACGAGACUACUCUACUUUGAUUGUGGAAGUAGAUAGGAAUACUUUUAUUCAUUGCGAUCGUCUGGUGCGUUUGUGGAUGCUUUCGUAAGAGAGGUAUCAUCAGUAGGCUUCAGAGGCGAUUGGGUUCAUCAUCCGUUUGGCUACGCGACACGUAAAGCGUAUCUUAACCAAUUAACUUUGCUUACUUUUAGUUCAAAACAAGGAGCACAUACGUAAAUGCACCAUUUGCGCUCCUUGCUCUUUCAAUGUGCAUAGUAACCCUGUCUAGAAAUGGCAUACAAAAAAUAACGAAACAAUUUGUUCCAUCAUCGUAAGUACACACAUCUUCAUCUCAUCCUAUCUCACCAUCCUGUCAACGGGGAAAAUGGAACACAAAGCGCGUCUAUAACCUGCAUCACUAAGCCAGAGCACUGCAUCGAAACGUCUAACACUUUCAAUUGCACGCAUUUGUCAACAAGUGGCCGUUUUAAACACUACCACUACCAUGUUACGAUGACUCUAUGGCCGUUCUGCUCUGUUGUAUCAACCGGUGACGUCUCAGUGGUGUAGAGUAACAUGGUCGAUGUUUGACGCUGUUCAGCAAACGAUGUAUGUGUGCGACCCCAGUUCAGGAAAAGUGCGCGCGUGAUCUUCCCAUCUAUUUAUGCGUGCGAUCGUGUGUACUAUUGAAAGACAUUCGUAAGUGCGUGAAAUUAUUGUGCAUGUGUGUAUGAUGAGUGUUUACUUUAAGAAGUGGCGCACAGUGCAGAAAGCAGAAAACAUGAAUCCAUUAUAUUUUCCUCGCGGCGUAUAUUAGAUCAGAUUGCUAAGAUGCAAUAGUUGGUUCGUUCUCUUACUCUACAAAGCAUUCACAACAAGGUUGAGGUACGAAUAUCUUAGAUCUUAUCAAACCAGACGCGCGCUGCAUAAAUUAGGAAAGAUAAACACUCAUUCUUACGGUCAGGACGAAUAAGUUUUCCAGAUACGAUGGUUAAGUCUGGAACGUUUAGUUGCAUGUGUUUACACCAUAAUCUAGAUUUUAAUCGACUAGUUUAAACAAAAUUGAUAACGGCUAACGGCUGAUUGACAACAUUUCAAGAUGCAAACGGAUAUAAUAUGUGUGGAGAAAUACAACUGAUUGCAAAGUAAGUUUGCAAUUAUUUUAGACACACUUUAUUUAAGACACAGUCGAAUUUGUUUUUUAAACCAUUCUCAUUUUCACGCAGUUUGACAAUGUUUGUCUCUAAAACACCUUCUGAAAAUAGCUUUUUUUCAUUAUGAAAUAACUGAAGCAAAUGAUUGUAGUUCAGUUAUUUAUUCAGUGAAGCAGCAUUGGCUUACUUUUGUUUCGCUUGUUAAGACAUUUUGCCUUACGGCCUUUCAAUUAUGAUUUGCUAUCAGGAUCACAGUACUCACAGUGUCAGUAAUUAUUUGUAAAUUAUUAAUUAUUUAAUAUCUCUAUAUUCAUGCCUUCUUCUGGUCACUCCUGAUUUUCAUGUUUCGACUCGACCAGCUGCGUUCAUUGCUUUGAAUUUAAAAAGCUUAAAACAAUAUGAAACAAACGAAUGAAUCCAGUUCAUUUUGCCCAGAUAAGCUUACUUAUGAAAAAAAAAAACACAUUCUGAAAUAAUUGCAUCAUAUAUAGAUAAUCGAUCACAUCAAUUCACAUCGAAAAGGUGUCGAAUAUAAAAUAUAUCUCUCAGCCCUGUUUAAUCUAUAUGUGAGCAAGAUGACACAGAUGACAGUUGCAUACGCAGUACAGUAUAUAACAAAGUAGGAAAUCGAUACAUACAAUACAUUUAUGAUAGCGCACUAAGCAAUGCCAGAAUAAGGAAAAGGCAACGAUGAAGUGCAGUGAACAAAAUGAUGGUAAUAGUUUGCAUGGAAGUUAAUGUGUAUACAAGAGAGCAGAUAAAAUUUCGAUUGACUUCCGGUGUUGUGUAUUGGCAUGUGAAGCACGGUGGGAGCUACUCUUAUAAAUAAACAUAAAUAAACAUACAUUCUAACAAA
Anopheles gambiae (African malaria mosquito) is the source of this 5153-nucleotide messenger RNA. RefSeq names its product RNA-binding protein spenito (gene nito). The transcript has 4 exons. Gene Ontology annotation, biological process: regulation of alternative mRNA splicing, via spliceosome. Gene Ontology annotation, molecular function: mRNA binding. Lineage: Eukaryota; Metazoa; Arthropoda; Insecta; Diptera; Culicidae. The record is from RefSeq and is a predicted model, not a curated record. Gene Ontology annotation, cellular component: nucleus. The coding region runs from base 644 to 3016 and encodes 790 amino acids.